AUGGACGGCUUGCGUGCUCAAAUAUCCGAGAUUCGCGAUAUGAUCGCUCCUCGCGCCGGGACGAGCGCAGCCUUCGCAGCACAUAUUCCGCUGAUACUACACGGGCGCCGGAACGCUAGUAGUAGCCACGGGCUCGUAACGCCUCUCGGUCGCGAAGUCGCUAUCGCUAUUCGUCACGCUCGCGCAGCCGCCAUCGGCAUCCGUCACGUUCGCGUAGCGACGACCGUCGGGAUCGAUGACACCGUCGCAGUUCACGCGGAGAACCAUCACUGGGCGAUAGUAGCAGCGGCGAUGGUCAUGAACUCGACGGCACCGGUGGCAACCGGGACGGGCCGGGACUACAAAUUGUGGAACACGGUCACGCUUAAGGCACGCUUAACCCAGGACCGCGAACCGAUUACGAUAAUCUACGACACCGGCUGUGGCAUGACAUUGAUCGAUCGCAUAAUUGUCACCAACGAGAUCACUAGCGCGAAGAUCCACACCCUCGCGGCCCCAAUCAAAGUCAAGGGCAUCGGGUCAAGAAGCCACGUAACAUCCGAGUACAUUAUCGCCGACUGCUACAUCGACAGUACUGUACAGGGCGAAGACAUCACCGUGCACUUCCGUCGCGAAAUGCAUGUCGUGGAUAACCUUGCGCCCGGUCUUCUGCUUGGCAUGGACAUCAUAACGCCGGAACGGAUUAGCCUCAAUGUCACUAAGUCGCACCUAAUCUUCGGAUGCCACGAGAACAUGGUCGUUCCAGUCUCUCUAUCAGCGCCUGAGACACCGAAGCCACCGCGGGUCCGCGCGAAGCAACGGCAGGUCGUGGCAGCGCAUUCCAUUGCGGUCAUUCCGGUCGAAGUUAUGGGCACCGCACCGGCUGGCGAGAUGGUCUAUAUUCCGCAAUAUAACAAGUCCACACAGCGCUUACAAGAAGUCGGUAGCUUCUACACCCACGCGAUUGACCAGGUCGGACGGGCGCCAGAACUUCGUAUCGCGGUUCAUAACGAUUCCGACACGGACUUCAUCCUCCAACGUCACACGUACGUCGGGUUCCUGGACCCGCUAGACGAGCGUGAUAUAUAUCGCGUGGAUGUUAGCCCAACACAAGCACUCGCUUCGUAUGCGGACCAAGUCGAAACAGAUGAUCAGAUCCCCUUCACGGACGAUGAUAUUAAUAGUGAUAUCGACCCGAAUCCACCCGCCGAAAGCUCGCGCUUACCAUAA
Messenger RNA from Penicillium cataractarum, 1209 nucleotides. RefSeq lists its product as uncharacterized. The transcript has 3 exons. Bases 1 to 1209 code for a protein of 402 amino acids. The record is from RefSeq and is a predicted model, not a curated record. Lineage: Eukaryota; Fungi; Ascomycota; Eurotiomycetes; Eurotiales; Aspergillaceae.